AUGAGCGGGUCAUCAUACAGAGGAAUCGGCCCAGGGAACCCUCCGUUCCUGGACCAGGAAGACGCGGCCGGUUGCAGUUCAAGCCACAGCGGAGGUAGAUUGGAAAAAACGGGCGAUGAUAAUUACGCCAGCACGCACUCAUCUACUGAGAUCCACAGUGCGGAUGCACAGCCUUGGACGGCGCGCGGAGCACAUCCGAGCGCCGGCAAGACAAAACUGGAGAUUUUAGGUCGUUUGCUUAAAGGUAACGACGGACCACCAACGUCGGACCAUCCCGCGAGAGCGUUGGCGCCGCGACCAACGAGCACCAAACGGGACUUCGCAGCGUCGCGCAUUUCCGCGCGCCACAGCGUGCCCCUUGGACUCAACGCCCACAGCAGACGCAUUCCGAGAGACCGCUGCGAAGUGCCGAUCCCUGCCACUGCAUACAGUAUAGGAAGCCGCAGCCGCACGACAGCAGUCGAGGAUUCCUCCGAAAGCGAAGCGGAGGCAAUCGCGGUUCGUCGCUCGAAGUGGGUCACAUUCGGGGCGCCGAGCCCGCAGGCCUCACAGGAAAUUGAAGACCGAGCACGCAAAGAUGACUGCCAUGAAAGCAGCGGUGUACCGGAAUCUACGCCAUCGCGCUGCGUUGAGAGCACCGACGCGAUUGACCACGGGUCUAAUACAGGCCGCACGGAAGAAUCCGACGUACAACACCUGAGCCGCACGCCUCAUCUGGACCUCAGCGACCUGAUCGAGGCUACAAGCGCGCAGUUGGAACGCGUUGGAAGCACUGAACGCCGUUGGUCGGCACAGGAAUUGGGCGACGACCACUCACGGCCUGAGUCGCUCGAGGAGAAAGUGGCCGCGUGGGACCCAUGUCAAGAAACCUACGCUCUGUCGCCGCCCGGCGAACUCGAGCUGUUUGAACUCGACAUGUACGACCCAAGGCGCACCAGACGACCGAAGGCGGCACCGCUCAAAGCAGUGCCCUGUUGUGCGAGCAAGCCUUCGUGCGCUCUGUGGCCGACCAGCCCUCCAAAGAGUAAGAAAGUUCUGCCUGUAACGGCCACCGAUUCCAGCAUGUACGAAGACCUGCACUGGUUCAUCGAAUCGUCUGAGCAGUCGGCUACGACAUCUCCGCUCUGCGACCGUGCAACCGCAGCCGGCGCUUUGACCCCGAAAGCUGAAGCCCCACCGGCCUCUCACGCCUGCGCUACCAAACGCCAAGCUGACAAGGCGCUUGCGCCCGUCAACAAAGCCGAGGCGCCUUCAGCCGCUAUACGUGUGUCGCGUUCGCUCUGUGGUUUAAGAGAAGAACUGUCGCCACAACGCGUGCGCGUGAAUAGUAUGGCGGGUACGUCCACAGCUCCACCUGCAGUGAUGCCAAACAGCUAUAUACCCACAAAGCCCGCUACCAGCACAGGUCGUCGCGAGGACGUCUCUCCUUAUGCUCCGAAGCCUUCGUCGUCCGACGGACUUGACGACCUCAACUGGAUGCCCGCAAUGGAAUCUCGCCAGGUGCAGCAGACGACCGAAGUCGGACCGGUGGCAUCGAGAACUGAGGAGGACAAGGCGAAGGGAGUCGAUGCGAGGAGUGAUGAACCCGACGAGCAGGAAGCUGUAGCCCGUGGAGAAAAGAAGCAUCAUCCCAAACACGACCGGAAGAAGCAUCACAGAAAGAAGAAGUUGGCCAAGCUGAAGAAGAAAGAGCGGGCGCAGGCUGCGCGGCCUACGCAAGAAGAAGCAGCCUUGCUGACGUCGGAGCAGCAGGUGCCGUGCGCUGCGUCCCCCCGCUGCCACUCGGACUCUGGUUCCAACCACAGAGGCGCCGCCACUGCCGCCUCCUCUACCUCCGCCGAUCCAGAGCCUGACAGCGUAGGUGACGAGGUGACCCACGUCGACAGCGGCACCGUCAGUAUACGGAUCAAAACGUCGAUGCGCACAAGGUCAGGCCUGGUCUGGCCCUUUAACUCCUCGCACGACAGCUGA
Messenger RNA from Dermacentor silvarum, 1971 nucleotides. RefSeq lists its product as uncharacterized. The transcript has a single exon. The record is from RefSeq and is a predicted model, not a curated record. NCBI's taxonomy places the organism in Eukaryota, Metazoa, Arthropoda, Arachnida, Ixodida, Ixodidae. The coding region runs from base 1 to 1971 and encodes 656 amino acids.